Molecule: messenger RNA, 1940 nt
Organism: Striga asiatica
Lineage: Eukaryota; Viridiplantae; Streptophyta; Magnoliopsida; Lamiales; Orobanchaceae
Source: the annotation of a GenBank genome assembly
UUUAAUCCCACACUAAUGAACUUUAUAAUACGCUGUUUGGCACACAUUUAUUGCUCAUCUUCUACAAAUUUCCUGCGUCUCAAAAAACACGUGAAAAAGCGAUAAGGUAUUGCCUUCUUUUUUUUCCACUCUCUUCCCCCACACUACAGAGCCACAGCACUGAAACCCAGACUUAAAAUCCCAUCUUUUGAUCAUCAUUUGCUGCAAAUCCAAACCCAUCAAAUGAUCACAUAAACCCCAGAAGAAAAAAAGGGUAAAAAAGUGGGGAAAAAGGAAAAAAAAAAUUCUCCGCCAUGAGUGCACCGGACCAAGAAAACCACGUUUCCGGCGAGAAAACCAACCAGUUGUGCGAUUUCUGUGAAGAAUCUCUAGCUUUACUCUACUGUCGCGCCGACUCGGCCAAGCUCUGCUUCAGCUGCGACCUCGAGGUACACUCCACAAACCCGCUCUUCAGGAAGCACGUGCGGUCCCUCCUCUGCAAUUCGUGCAGUUCUUCUCCGUCCUCGAUCUUCUGCUGCACCGAAUCCGCCGUGCUCUGCCAGAACUGUGACUGGGAGACCCACCGGGUCUCCGGGUCGAUUCACGAUCGGAGGCCGGUCGAGGGUUUCAGCGGGUGCCCUUCCGUGAGCGAGCUGUUGGGUUUUCUAGGGUUGGAGGAUUUGGGGAAAAAAGGUCUGGGCCUUGGUGGUUGUGGGCGGGACGAGGAUUUGUUGGAUUUUCUGGUUUGGGAGACGCCAUCGAUCGUGAGCUUGGAUGAUUUGGUGGUUGCCGGUGAUUGUGUGGAUGGUGGCCGGAGUUUUCAGGCUCUGGGGGUCCCACCUUUGCCGAAGAACCGUAAUGCGGCAUGUGGCAAAGACAAGGAAGAAGUAUUUCGCCAGCUUCGGGAGAUGGCGAAAAAUGAUCCAUACUUCACUGGUUCUCUCGAAGACCUCAAACUCCAUGUGGGAAUUCAGUCGCAAUUACCUGGAAAGUGCCAGUUGUCGGAUAGUAUUCCUCCCUUUCGGAACAAAACCGAGCCCAUAUCAGCUUCUUCUUAUGAGGCAAAUGUACCCAAUUGGACCGAUUUCGCUAGUGGGGUUUUGGACGAAAGUUUUGAUCCAACGGUCCUUAAUGGCUUUGACGAGAUGAACCAUUUGGUCCCUGACGAGGAUUUGAACAACAUUGAAGAUAAAUGUGUUGCAGAUGAAGUUCUUGAAAUGCAAUGGCACAAUCCUCUCGAUUCAAAGACUCCCCAAAUGCUUCAUGCAGUGGGAGCUCGUGAAUUGAACACUCAAGAGCGGGACUCUGCAAUUUCGCGGUACAAAGAAAAAAAGAAAACUAGGAGGUAUUAAAUAAAAUUAUUGUUCGUCUCAAACUCAAAGUCUCGAAUCCACUCGUCUUCUCGUUUUGAGUCCUUUUUAACACAGCAUUACAAAUUUCUUUGGAUACUUUCUUACGUAUAUCUGUUUUAUCGAGGACUUGUAAUAAUAACUGUGUGAAGUGAUGUGAUGUGAACAGAUAUGACAAGCACAUAAGGUAUGAAUCAAGAAAGGCACGAGCAGAGACUAGGACGAGGAUAAAGGGUCGUUUUGCAAAGAUAGACCGCUAGGAUUUUUCAAUGUGAUGAUGAUUCAGAUUGUUCGGAAAAAAAUUCCAUUCUUGAGCCGGUGUUAGCAGAAAGUGUUGGCAUAAAAAUUGUUGGAUGUUCUGUAAACUUGAGAGAUGAGAGGUAGAUAGUAAUGUAUUUGUGUGGUUUUUUUUUUAAAAAAAAAAAAUUAUGGUGUAUUGCUUUAAUUUCUUGGGAUGUAUAUAAGAACAUAUGUUGUACGCUUAUAUGAUGUAUUUAUGUCUGUAGCUUUGUAUAUAUGCAAUUUGUAACUUGAGCUUCUUGUAAUAAAGAGUAUUAUCCUUUCACAUUCAUUAGCCUAAGAAAAAUGUAUUACUUCCAAAACACAAAUGUG